Messenger RNA from Anopheles arabiensis, 1809 nucleotides. RefSeq names its product protein male-specific lethal-3 (gene msl-3). The record is from RefSeq and is a predicted model, not a curated record. The coding region runs from base 164 to 1684 and encodes 506 amino acids. Gene Ontology annotation, cellular component: nucleus; NuA4 histone acetyltransferase complex; MSL complex. Lineage: Eukaryota; Metazoa; Arthropoda; Insecta; Diptera; Culicidae. Gene Ontology annotation, biological process: chromatin organization; regulation of DNA-templated transcription. The transcript is spliced from 4 exons.
ACAAAUGUGACAUUCGUCGGCAAACGGAAGACGCAGCAGCUGCACGCCCUUCCACAACACAACAAUAAUCCGGCGUUUUGUUUCCCCCGCUGUAUGCGGCGUAAAACAGUUUUGAUACCACGACGGGCAGAACCUGCACGGCUUCAAGAUUGAGUCUCCUAGCAUGGUCUCAACCCGUGGCCACAACACGAAGUACAAAUUCUGCGAUGGCGAAAAGGUGCUCUGCUACGAGCCGGAUCCGACCAAAGCGAAGGUCCUGUACGACUCGAAGGUGCUGGAAGUUUCCGAGGGAAAGGACAAGCGGGGCCGACGCAUCGUCGAGUAUUUGAUACACUUCCAGGGCUGGAACUCGUCCUGGGAUCGGAAGGUUAGCGAGGAUUUCAUCCUGAAGGACACGGAAGAGAAUCGCCAGCUGCAGAAGGAUUUGGCGGAAAAAUCACAGCUUUACCAAGGUGGUUAUCUGUAUCGAAAGGAGCGAAAGAAACAACGCGCCAAAAGUUUAACGGAUCGAAUCGAAAGCUUGACGAGUGCAAAGACGCAAUCCAUCAAUCCCUCGUCGGAGGACGGAAGCUCGUGCAGUAACGGUUUCAGCAGGGACGAACAUGAAUACCAUAUUGAUGACAUGGAUGAAUACUACAGCAGCUCGGUCGAGAGCUCGCACGAGGAGGAAAAGGUGUACCUGCAAGCGGGCAGCAAGUUCCGCAAGCAUCUCGACCUCGACCAGCAUCUGAUCGUGUCCGGCACGAUGCUGGUGGAGCUGCCGGCCAAGCAGCCGGUGGUGACGAUACUGGAAGAUUUCGUGCGCUACUACACCAUCCGCCAGCUGUUUGAGUGCGGCCAUCAGGAGCAAACAAAGUCCCGCCGACGCAACAGCUCAGCCGUACGCACCGAGCACAAGGUACGCGACUACGAGCAGAUUCGUACGAACGUCGAGCUGUGCAAGGAGGUGGCGGAUGGGCUGCGCGUGUACUUCGACUUUACGCUGCAGGACUAUCUGCUGUAUCCGCAGGAAAAACCACAGGCUCAGAUCGUCCUGGCCGAGGACAAUCUGCGUAGCUUCACGUACAUUGCAUCGCGCAACCUGUCCGUGGACAUGCUGGCCGUUAAGCUCGACUCGCCCACGGCGGACGUGCAUCAGCCGCUGAGCGAACAUUCCGACCAGCAGUCGUCAUCGGCAACCUCGGCGGAGGAACGUCGCCGGCGUCGAUUGCGCUCGCACAAGAACGAGGAGAACGAGUUUGUGCUGGACUUUGGAGCGCUGCAUCAAAGUACGGCCCAGCAGCAGCAGCAGCAGCAACAGCAGCAGGGACAACACAUACAGUCAAGCUUGGCGGUAGAGUAUGGGGGCGACCUUUCGCCGUUCGGUUCGAGCUUGAACAUUCUGCGCUCCAUCAUUCCGCAGAAUGUGACCAUCUCACGGGAAGCCAAAGAGGUGCUGGACGAUGUGUUUCGGUGGCGCAUCCUGCCGUCGAACGCACCGGCCGAGCCGUCCAUGAUCUAUGGCGCCGUACAUCUGGCACGGCUAAUCGUCAAGUUGCCGGAGUUUCUGUCCGCGACCGCCAUGGCUGACGACAAGCUGAAGCUGUUGCUCAAGUUUUUGGACAUAUUUGCCGAGUUUAUCGAGGAGCACGAGGAAUGGUUUGGCAAGCAGUUUUACUUCAGCCUAAAGGACAACGACAUUUGAACCGAUGGCGCCCGUCGAUUAGUGGACGGGUAUGGUUGGGCUCUUGCACGUGGAUGGGUAUUUUUCGAAACGAAACAAAUUUUCACGCAAGUGUUUGGAAUAAAUGUGACCUUAUAAACUUAAAA